This is a messenger RNA of Betta splendens (Siamese fighting fish), 1269 nucleotides long. Its product is annotated as probable endochitinase. Gene Ontology annotation, molecular function: chitin binding. NCBI's taxonomy places the organism in Eukaryota, Metazoa, Chordata, Actinopteri, Anabantiformes, Osphronemidae. The transcript has 5 exons. Gene Ontology annotation, cellular component: extracellular region. Bases 120 to 926 code for a protein of 268 amino acids. The record is from RefSeq and is a predicted model, not a curated record.
GCUACGCCCGCCCACCACUCCAAUAUAAGAUGCAGCCAGGUGUCAGUCAUCCACCGGCUGCUUCCUUCACCUUCAUCUGUGAAUAAAAACCCUGAAGCAACAGUAUCAAGACGUGCAGGAUGAUCCUGACUGCGGGUAUCUGUUUGAUCGUCACCAGUUUGGCCACCAUCACGACUGCAAGUUCUGGAGUGGUUGAUGGCAAUUACUGUGCUAGAAACAGUGAUGGGUAUUACGCCAACCCAAACGAUGCCACUUGUUACUACAUGUGUUCCUGUGGAGGAACCUUCAACCGAUGCUGCCUGACAGGUUACAUCUUCCAAGAAAGCUCCAGCAAGUGUGUACCAAACCCAAACACAACCCCUGCUCCCACAGCUACAACUACUAGAUCUACAACUACACCGACCACAACUACUACAACUACUCGGUCUACCACAAGCAUUACAACUACUUCAAUCCCUGGUUUCUGCCAGGGGAUGAGUGAUGGAUAUUACGGCAACCCAAACAAUGACACUUGUUACUACAUGUGUUCCUGUGGAGGAACCUUCAACCGAUGCUGCCUGACAGGUUACAUCUUCCAAAAAAGCUCUAGCAACUGUGUACCAAACCCGAACCCAACCCCUGCUCCCACUACUACAACUACUACACCAACCAGAACUACUACAACUACCCCGACCACAACGACUAAACCUACGACAACUACUCAACCCACCAAAACUACUACAACUACUAAACCUACUGCCCUGACCACAACUACUAAAUCUGCUACAACUACUUCACCCCCUAGUGUCUGCCUGGGGAAGAGUGAUGGGUAUUACGCCGACCCAAACAGUCCAGGUUGUUAUUACAUGUGUUCCUGUGGAGUAACCUUCCCCAAAUGCUGCCUGACAGGUUACAACUAUAAAGCUAGUUCCAGCAGCUGUGGGUGACUGUGAAGCAUUUCACAUAGCUUCAUCAAUAACAUAAUAUGUUAAAGUUUCCUAAAUUUAAUUUUUACUCAUAAUGAUUCUCCAUUGUGCUUGAAAAAAGGCUAAAUAACUGCUAUUUUGCGCUUCUAAAUUCCUUCUUUACAAUGAAAAAUCUAUUUACACAGCCAGUCUCUCCAUCAUUGCAACUUGUAUUGACAGUGAAUUGUUUUGUUUGAAUUUGUUUUCAGACAUCCAGCAUGUUGAACAUAAUAAAGGAUUAUUGCAUGAAAUUGUAUUUUGCUUGUAAUUCAACUGCUUGGUUUACUGUAUGCUAACAUCCAAAUAAACCUAUACUCAUACUCUA